ACAUUGGACUACUUUAACUUUUAUGUCUGACUUUGGGGUGGAUAUAAUGGAAUGAUAAAUGCUCUUCUUCCCUCUAGCCACCAUCUCUCAGUCCUUCCAUCCUCCCUCACAUCUGCCCUAACUCGGGCUUGCCAACGCCACUCGGGUCAAGACUGCAGCAACCAUUCAAUUAACAAACCCCUGGAAUCUGACUCGCGUUCGGGCAGGCGUCCAGAAAAACCGCGCCCGCUUGGGUGGACGAAUCAGAUUUCUCUGCUCUUGCCACUGAGGACCCUUCUGUGUUUUUCGAUCCAGAAUGCUGAGAAGACCAUGAAUCCAUCAGGUCAUCUGAGACAUCCACGUGUCUUUGCCGCUGUCCUUCCCCGACGGCCCUCCUGUCCCACUGGGGCACCAUCUGCCUCCCAAAGCUCGCCCCUUGGUCCCUCCCCCCUCCCCUGCCCCCAGUAGUGGCCGUCCCAGAGGAGAAAGGCGAGCCAGCCCCCUGUAAAUAUGCCUGGAUGGAGGUCUCAGUGGCGUCUCGUCCUGCUGAACUCCCUGACCUGUGGCCUGGAGAUCUGUGUGGCAGCUGGGAUCACAUACGUGCCCCCGCUGCUGCUGGAGGCUGGGGUGGAGGAGCGCUACAUGACCAUGGUUCUAGGUAUUGGUCCGGUGCUCGGCCUCUUGUUCAUCCCUCUGAUUGGCUCAGCCAGUGACCACUGCAACAGCAGUUAUGGCAGACGACGGCCGUUCAUCUGGCUGCUGUCUCUUGGAGUCCUUCUGGCGCUUGUCAUCAUUCCCCAUGCUGACGUGCUGGCUGCACGCCUUGCCUGGGGUGGGCGCACCUUUCAGGUGGGCUUCCUUAUCCUCGGGGUGGGGCUCCUUGACUUUUGUGGACAAGUUUGCUUCACGCCCUUGGAGGCUCUUUUGUCGGACCUGUAUCGGGACGAGGAGGACUGCGGCCAAGCCUUUGCCAUGUUCUCCUUCAUGGUCAGUUUGGGAGGCUGUGUGGGUUAUUUGCUGCCUGCACUGGACUGGAGUAGUGGGGUGCUCUCCGUUUACCUGGGGGGCCAGGCCGAGUGCCUCUUCUCCCUCCUCAUCCUCAUCUUCAUCUCCAGCGUGCUCAUCACCAUGAAGGUGUCUGAGGAACCGUCGUGUGCCAGCAGUAGCUCGGCCGGACCUGGAUCUUUACUGGACACGGGCGCUGGCGCGAUGGAGGCGGGUCGUUGCGGGGUGCCGCGCUCAUGCUGCUAUCUGCUGAAGUGCAAGCUGAGGCUGCUGAAGUCUGGACCCCUGCUGUGCCUGCUGAGGACUUGCUGGUCCAUGACCCCGGCCAUCUACAGGAGCUACUGCCACGUCCCGAGGGUGAUGAGGCAGCUGUGUGUGGCCCAGCUCUGCAGCUGGAUGGCCGUCAUGUCCUUUAUGCUUUUCUACACAGACUUUGUGGGGGAGGGCCUGUACGAGGGCGUGCCCAGUGCGUUACCAGGAAGUGUGUCCAAGCAAAGAUACGAUGAAGGUAUCCGUAUGGGCAGCCUGGGCCUGUUCCUGCAGUGUGCUACCUCAACCUUCUUCUCCCUGAUCAUGAGUCGCCUGGUUCGCCAUUUUGGCUCCCGGUGGGUCUACCUGAGCAGCAUGGUGAGCUUCACGGUCUCUGCGUCCGUCAUCUGUCUCUCCAAAAGUGUGGUCCUGGUCACCGUGAUGGCCGCUCUUACUGGCUACGCGUACGCCACGCUGCAGACUCUGCCCUACACACUGACCUGCCACUACCACAAGGAAAAAGAGGUCUAUAUGCCAAAAACCAAAACCAAAAGCACGCUUAAAAAUGGGAUUGCAGCCAACCGGGACUCAGUGUAUUUGACUCCAGCUGAAGGGGAGGAUGGACUGAAGAACAAAACAGGGACUCCCUACGGACAAGCCUUCUUCAACCAGAACGGCUACGAGUACCUCCCGAGUCCGCUCAGCGCGAACGGCUCUGCUCACAGCCCCGGCGUCACUGAGCAGGAGGAGGCGGAGUCUGGGUUUGAGAAACGUGGCGUGGGUUUGGACUUUGCCAUUUUAGACAGCACCUUCCUGCUCUCUCAGGUGUUCCCCACCCUCUUCAUGGGCAUGAUCGUUCAGUUCGCUCAGAGCGUCACCGCCUAUAUCGCCUGCUCUGCCAUCUUCGGGGCCGUCGCCAUCUACUUGGCCAGACAAAUCAUCUUCGACCAAAAGGACCUCCUCAGGAGCCGAGACUUCAGUGGAUAAGAUGUGUGAGAGAUGGGAUUACAAAUAAUCAAUCAAUACUGUUUCCAGAAUGCCUUGUUCCAGAUCUGAACGCUCUGCGUUGGGGAGGUGUGUGUGUGUGUGUGUUGAAGCGGGUGGUGUGUGAUCAUCUCUCACAACUUUCUGUUGGGUUUCUUUUUUUCCUCAGGUACCAAAAACAGAUUUACUGUAAAACUCAUCAACCUCAUUAACAUUUAGGGGGUUCUUUAUAUAAUGAUCUUAUCCUGAGCUAUCCACAAAGUACGCUCUGUUUGUACUCAAGCAAAGAAGUAACAUCUGUUUUUUACUUCCUCUGCAGCAUCAACAAUCAUAUCUGAACACUGGUCAUCAUCGGUGUGACAGGCUUGUCUUUCUUAACGUGUGAAUGGAUAGGUGAAUCAAUUAUUUCUGCCUAUUCCCUUCUAAUUCUACUUCAUGUAGGGGUAAAAAAAAAAAAAGGGUGACUCCAGGCAGCUCCGUAAGAUAAGGAGACAUGAAGACCUUAAAAAAAAGAUUAAAAUUUUAUGUUUCUUUAAGUCCUUAGAGGAGGUCAAACUUUUAUCUUAAAUCUUAAAUGUUACAAGAUACAACUCAGUGUCAUCUUUUAAUUAAACACCCUUUAAGUGCCAUUCAAACUAAACUCCAUGCCCUCCGUUUGCUCCUUGAGAUAUUUUAAAGAGGACAUAUUAUCCCCCUUUUCUAACUUUUCAAACAGUCCCCUGUGGUCUAAAUGAAACAUCUGUGCUGUGCUUUGGUCAAAAUAUAACAUGAAUCAAGCACCAGAGGAGGUUUGUGACCCUGUAUAAACCAGCUCUCUCAGAACGCUCCGUUUUGGUGUGUGUGUCUCUUUAAAUGCAAUGAGAGAAUGAGAAUUUUGUACGCAUACCCCUUUAAAUCCAGUUGUACUCUGACAUUGGGUCCCAUUUAAUGUGCCCCCCCCCCCCCCCAUCAGUCAUCCAGUUUCAAUGUAAAUAUUUUAAAACAUGGUUAGUGGUUAUCCCUAUGGGAAUAUUUUAUGCAACCCAUUGAGGUGAGGUCAUUGCCUGUGGUGGUCUACAAAUGAAGGGUUCUACUGGAAGUGGGUAAAAUGUCAUCAAGCGUCCUCUGUCUGGAUAGUCGAGAGUUGUCUGGUGAAGUGCUCACUCUUCCCGACUACGACCCUGGUCUCAGGUUAGCCCGUUGUCCUUAUGCCACUGAUAUACACUCCCUGCUGCCUAAGUCGUCAUGUUUAACUGUAUGUUUGAAUGACAAUCUCCAACAUCCAGAUAUGUAAUGCUCUACGUAUGUGAACGUGUGUGUGUCAAUCUGAGUGUGUGUGUGUGUGUGUGUGUGAAAGAGAGUGUGUGAGAAAGAGAGAGAGUGUGUGUGUGUGUGCAUACAUAAUGUGUUGAGCACAGUAAAAGCAUGACUCAUAUUUACAUGCAGGGCUGAUAAACCUUAAUGAGUUUGUGCAGAUUAUAAACUGUAUUGACUUUAACGUGGCUCAUGUGUUGCUGUAUGUUUGCUAUGUAUUGUGUGCGUCCUUCAGUUGGACUCUUAUAAAAAUGGCGACGCGGUGUCAACGCAGCUCGUUUUCAAUCAGUUCAGGAGUUCAUAUGAGCGUUUUGUAUCCAGGUUGUGUGAGCCCCCCUGAGAGGGGAUAAAUGAUGUUCAGUGGAUACAAACAGUCCUGACGGAUCUUAUUCCCCGAGGUGUUCAGCAGAGGAUUUGUUUGUCAUGUUGACACUGCUGCAAAAGAGGAACACUCUAGCUACUAAAUUGUCCUUUUAAUCCCUUAAAGUGUCGAGCAGAUAGCUGAAAAAGUGCCUGUACAUUUUUCAAAACAAAUUUUGUACAUAUGUGUUUAUUUAUUACGCUUUUAUUACGGAAUAGCUCGACUUAAACUACCGACCCCUUUGGCAUCUUUCACAGGUGCGAGGGUGAAGGCUGUUUCUGUGAAUAAGAUAAAUUAUUUGUAUAGAUGUGGUGUAAAAAGCAUCAUCGAAAACUGUAAUUUAUUUUAACAUUACCCACUUUUAUCCUGUAGCUUUUGGUUACAUCACAGAGUCCGUGCCUGAUAGCGAUAGGUAUCAGAUGAGAAAGCUGAACGUUAUCAGAUUUCCCCUUGUGGUUGCACACCCUGCAUCAGCUUAAAACUUUAUUUCUGUAACACAACUGAGAUUCUGUGUGAUUCCCUUACUGAUGCAGCUUGUGCGUUUAAGUAGCCUCUUCAUUUCGUCAAUACUGCUUUAUUUGGGUUUUACAUAACCGCUCUGUUUGAUUUUUAAACUGCAGAUUUCUUUGAACUGAGCGGAUUGUUUCGCUUUCAACCAAAUCUCCUAAUCAGAUACUAAAGUGCCAGUGUCCCAACAACUGUUGUGUCCCAACUUGACUGAUCCUUUAAGUUUUUGUCAUUUUUCCACAGAUGCAUUCAUCCAUAAUAAACAGUUGUGUUGUAUUUUUCAUUUGAAAUCCAUCAGUUUGUGUAUGAAUAUGCAGUUACCAAAUAGAUUUUAUACAAAUUAAAGAACUGCAUUGAUA
Labrus mixtus (cuckoo wrasse) is the source of this 4737-nucleotide messenger RNA. RefSeq names its product solute carrier family 45 member 3 (gene slc45a3). Gene Ontology annotation, biological process: transmembrane transport. The coding region runs from base 490 to 2220 and encodes 576 amino acids. Gene Ontology annotation, cellular component: membrane. Gene Ontology annotation, molecular function: sucrose:proton symporter activity. The record is from RefSeq and is a predicted model, not a curated record. NCBI's taxonomy places the organism in Eukaryota, Metazoa, Chordata, Actinopteri, Labriformes, Labridae. The transcript has 7 exons.